CACUGCAGGAGUCAAGUGCAACAGAGGUUCAAUUUAUUGGAAAAAGAGUCUUUACACUUCAUGUUAUGUUGUUUUUUCCAGCUUGAAGCAUACUCUUCAAUAAGAGAAAUGAAGGUGUCUCAACGUUCCCAAGAGUCCAGAUGGGUGAAGAUCUGGGUUUCCCUGAAAGGCAGAAGGAAGAGCCAGUCAGUCCUGUCCAGCUAGUGGGUGUCAGACGGCGCAGAGUGUUUACCAUGCCUCUGGGAACGUUCCUCCUUCCUGUUCUCUGUUUCUUGGGAGUGGCAAUUCCAAGGGGACUGCAGUAUGUCACGUUCUCACGCAACGCUACAAAAUUCCUCCAUCUGUCCAUGGACUUAGAAUCAGGGACCAUUUACCUGGGGGCUACCAACUUUCUCUUUCAGCUGACAUCCGACCUGCUGAUGGAGAACAUGGUUCAAACUGGACCAGUUUUGGACAGCAAAGAUUGUCUGCCCCCAGUCUCAAAGCUGGAGUGCCCUCAAGCACACCAUACUGACAAUCACAACAAGCUGCUUCUGGUGAACUCAGUGCAGAAGGAGCUGAUUGUGUGUGGCAGCGUGCACCAGGGCAUCUGUGAGAAGAGGAGCCUCACCUCCAUUGACCAUGUUCUCUUCCGACCAGAGAGCCCCGGUGACACUCAGUAUGUUGCUGCCAAUGACCCCAAUAUCACCACCGUGGGACUCGUAGCCUACUCGAAGGACGAGGUCCCCUUGCUGUUUGUGGGACGGGGAUACACUAGCCGAGGAGUUGGAGGAGGGAUUCCUCCCAUUACAACCCGAAAUCUCAGGGCCCACGGCAGCGAUGUUCAAGCAACGGACUCUCACUCUAUUUUCUCCUACGAAGAAACAGCCAAGCUGGCAGUGGGGCGGCUCUCUGAGUACAACCACCACUUCAUUAAGUCCUUCACUUACCGCUCGAGUGUCUAUUUCCUCUUCUACCGCCGAGACCUCAAGUCUCAGUCACGCGAGUACAAGACCUACAUCUCGCGAAUCUGCUUGGAUGACUCUCAUUAUUACUCGUACGUGGAGUUACCUCUGCUCUGCCAGAGCAAAACCAAUACUUACAGCCUCCUGCAAGCGGCCUACGUCACCCAGCCGGGGAAGGACCUGGCCCAGGGGCAGCUGGACACUGAUGGGGAGGUGCUGUUUGCAACCUUCUCUGCCUGGCAGGCUUCUUCAGGCAAACUGAGCGAGGAGUCUGCGCUCUGCAUCUAUGCCAUGGAGGAGGUGGACCGCUUGACCAACUGGACGAGGGAUGUGUGCUACAUGAGAGAUGGGAAGUCAGAAGACGGGACGGAAGUGGCGUACAUUGAGUAUGAUGUCAGCUCCAACUGUGUCCAGCUGCCAGCGGACACCCUGUAUGCGUACCCCUGUGGCUCUGACCACACUCCCAGCCCCAUGGCCAGCCGGGUCCCCUUGGAAGCAGCCCCUCUCCUGGAGACAACAGAGUCCCGACUGACAGCUGUGGCAGUGAAUGUGGAAGAUGGCCACACCAUUGCUUUUCUAGGAGACAGCAGGGGGAGACUGCAUAAGGUGUAUUUAGGAGCAAUGGGAGAUGCACACAUCUAUGCUUCUUUAGCUAUCCAGUUGAACAGCAUGGUGAGUGGAGACCUGCUGUUUGACCAGUUGCAGGAGCACCUCUUCGUCAUGACCCAGUCAAUGGUGCUAAAAGUUCCCAUACUGGAGUGUUCCCUGCACUCAGACUGCGAGUCCUGUCUGGCGCUGGAGGAUCCUUACUGUGGCUGGUGUGUCCUUCAGGGACGGUGCAGCCGUCGCUCGGAGUGCUUGAGGUCUGGAUUGAGUGAGCAGUGGCUCUGGAGCUUCAACUCUACACAGCAGUGUCUCUCUGUCCAGUCACUAACUCCAGCCAAUAUCAGCCGAGAGGAAAAGAGAAAUAUAUUCCUGGCUAUCUCAGACUUACCUUCUCUGCAUGAGGAAGAAUUUUACUCAUGUUACUUUCAAGAUUAUGAAAGCUCAGCAGUUCUGACAGAGUCAGGAAUCAUGUGUCCUUCACCAGAUCCCAACCAAACACCAGCCUUGCCAGCAGGAGCAGAUCAUGUCACCAUAAAGCUUGUAGUGCGUUUCCAUGACAUCUUCAUUGCUUCUGUGGACUUCUCUUUCUAUGAUUGUGCUGCAGUGGCCCUGCUAUGGAAAUCAGCACCGUGCCAGAAGUGUGUGAGCAGUCCCUGGGGAUGCAACUGGUGCGUCCAGCAGCACCUCUGCACCCACAAAGCAGCCUGUGAAGAAGGAACCAUUAUCUACAAUGAAAGGGCCCAGAUCCCAACUUCAAGUGUGUUCCCUUCUUCAGCAGCUCCCCUCACUAAGUCCUCUACCGUAGCCCCAACGGUGGCCGUAAAACCCAUCACUCCCCCUGUGCAUGCAGUAUCAAGCACUGUGCCCCCCACAGAGCCCAACCACAUCACAUUCUCUGCUGCCUCCAAUUCAAUGACUGAGUCUACAGAAAUCAUUAGCAACCCGUACUCAACACUUUCAGCUGAAGCAGCAUCUCUCCAGGCCAUCACAGAACAUCCCCUGCCACCACCAGCAGACAAACCUGCUGUCACUCUGCCAGGCACAGCUUCUCCUGCUGCAUCUAUUUUCACCAGCCCAGGCAAAAAUGUGGAUCAUGCAGCCUUGCCAACCAUAGGGCCCUCCACUGCCCAGGAGCCGUGGCACACUGAGCCACCUACCACUGUAGCAGCUUCUCCUCUGUUCACAUCUUCUCCAGCAGUGACACCUUCCCCUCAUGUCACCAGUUUCAGGUGGCCUCUGAGUUCUUUUCCUACCACGGAGGCCCUGACAUCUGCCAUCCCAUCUCCCCAAACCCCUGGCCAGAUGCUAGAGGACCCUUCUGCCUCUAAUGACUCUCCUGCCAUGCUGGGAACUGAAAUACCUGCAUCAGAUCCUCCACCAUCAGCUCCCCAAGAUUCGCUGCUGGGGGAGGACACGGAGCUCCAGGACACAGAGGAUUGGAUGGAUUUGCUGCAGGCUGAAAACGACACAUCUCCCUUCUCUGCUUCUACUCUUUUAUCGGGUGAUGGUGAUUCUUCAGAGAGGGAUGUCCCUGACUUACCCAGGAUCCUCCACCCUGACCUUGACUAUCAGUAUGAUGCCCCUGGAUUCUGGGAGAAUGAAGAGCUUAGUUGGGGUCCUGGUGCAUGUCCCUGUGUGCAAGGAAUCCAGGGAUCUUCACUGUUUCCAGUCAAUGUGGCGAGGAAGAUAACCCUGCUUGGAAAGAACUUCCACCUUUACCAGGACCAGCAGUGGGACUAUGAGUGUGUCCUGAAUUUGGAAGGGAAGAUGAUGAUGAUGGAUGCUUAUGUGGAAGGGGAUGAAGCAAACCAGUCCCUGUGUUACAUCACCUGCCAGCUGAACCAGUACAGCUACACAGCACCUCAACUGGAAUUCAAUGCUGUGGUGUUUGUGCAGAGGCGGCAGCAGCUUCGAGUGGACAGUGCUGCAGAUCUUCACGUGACUUUCUACAACUGCUCCGUGGGACACACUGACUGUAGCCGCUGCCAAACAGCCGACUCAAAGUACAACUGUGUGUGGUGUGGUGGUGACAAGCCCAGCUGUAUCUUCAGGGGCUCCUGCAAGGAAGAGAUAGAAGACUUGUGUCCAGCACCUCUCAUUCACUCUGUGUACCCCCUGUCUGGACCAGUGGAAGGUGGCACUAGAAUCACCAUCACUGGCUCAAACCUCGGGCAGAAACAUCAAGACAUUGCAGACACUGUCACUGUUGCAGGAAUUCCCUGUGCCGUAGAUGCUCAAGAGUAUGAGAUCUCUAGCAGCAUCGUGUGCGUCACCGGUGGGAGCUGGACAGAGAGAUUUGGGCACAUUGUGGUGGAAGUGCCUGGAGGAGGACGUGGAGUCUCCGAGCAUAUUUUCACCUAUCAGAACCCAGAGCUGAAAUCCAUAGUUCCAACUCAGGGCCCCAAAGCAGGAGGAACCUGCCUUACACUGCUGGGCUCAAAGCUGCUAACUGGACAUCCUAAUGAGAUCAGUGUCCUGCUCGGAGACCUCCCUUGCCACAUCCUCUCUGAGAUGACAGAGGAUCAGUUGGCAUGCCAGACAAGUCCCAGCAAUGUGUCUACAGAACUCCCAGUCACUAUCAAAUACGGAGACCAGGAGCGGAGGCUGGAAGGUUCCCUCUUCAGAUAUACUCUAGAUCCCAAUAUCACUUUUGCAGAGCCACCCAAAAGCUUUCUCAGUGGGGGGAGAGUACUCAGAGUUCAUGGAUACAACUUGGAUGUUGUACAGAGCCCCAAGAUUCGAGUUACAGUUUCUCCCUCUGAACGCCGGCGCCGAGGCCUGGGGAGAUGGCGCAGAAUCAUCGCAGACACCGAGUGCCCCAAGGAUGCUGUGUGCAGCAUCCAGCAGUUUGAAGAACCAUGUCUUGUUAACUCCUCCUACCUGAUCCUGUGCAAAACUCCAGCCAUUAACCUGCUACUGCGGAGUGUCCACAUCAAGCUGGAAUUUAUUCUGGAUAAUCUGAGCUUUGAUUUCAACUCAUUGCAUCCCAUGCCCUUCUCUUACGAAGUCAACCCCAUCCUCAAGCCGCUGAAUGCUGAAGAUCCUGCCAAGCCCUAUCGUCACAAGCCUGGAAGUGUGAUUUCUGUGGAGGGGGAAAAUCUAGAUCUGGCCAUUUCCAAGGAUGAAGUUAUGGCCAUGAUUGGGGAAGGAAUCUGUGUGGUGAAGACAUUAACGAGGAACCAUCUGUACUGCGAGCCUCCCUCUGAGCAGCCGGCUCCACGGCACCGCACAAAGCGGGAGGGCACUGAUCUGCUCCCGGAGUUCACGGUGCAGAUGGGAAACCUGAACUUCCUCCUGGGCAGAGUGCAGUACGACACAGAAAGCCAGCUCACCUUUCCGCUGGAGGCACAGAUUGGUCUGGGUGUUGGUGCAUCCUUCGUGGCACUGAUUGUUCUGGUCAUUGUCUUCAUAUACAGGAGGAAGAGUAAACAGGCUCUGAGGGAUUACAAGAAAGUUCAAAUCCAGCUGGAAAAUCUAGAAACAAGUGUUCGGGACAGAUGCAAAAAGGAAUUCACAGACCUGAUGACUGAGAUGAUGGACCUCACAAGUGACCUUGUGGGCACAGGCAUCCCCUUCCUGGACUACAAGUCCUAUGCAGAGCGCAUUUUCUUUCCGGGCCACCGUGAGUCACCACUGCAAAGGGACCUGGACAUCCCUGAGUGCCGUCGGCAAACUGUGGAGCAGGGCUUGGUCCAGCUUUCCAACCUGCUCAAUAGCAAACUCUUCCUCACCAAGUUCAUCCACACUCUGGAAAUCCAGCGCACUUUCUCCCCAAGAGACCGGGCCUAUGUGGCAUCACUGCUUACUGUGUCGCUGCAUGGGAAGCUGGAAUACUUCACUGACAUCCUCAAAACACUCCUGAAUGACCUUGUGGAGCAGUACGUGGCCAAGAACCCAAAGCUGAUGUUGCGGAGGACAGAAACAGUGGUAGAGAAGCUGUUAACCAACUGGAUGUCCAUCUGCCUGUAUGCAUUUGUGAGGGACUCUGUAGGAGAGCCACUUUACAUGCUGUUUCGAGGAAUCAAGCACCAGGUGGACAAGGGGCCUGUCGACUGGGUGACAGGGAAAGCCAAAUACACCCUGAAUGACAACCGCCUUCUGAGGGAGGACCUGGAGUAUCGCACUCUGACUUUAAAUGCUUUAACACAAGCAGGAGUUGCUACAGGAGGGGCAGAGGACUCCCAGGGGAUUUCUGCUAAAGUGCUAGACUGUGACACCAUAACACAAGUGAAGGAGAAAAUCCUAGAUCAGAUUUAUAAAGGGAUGCCGUACUGUCAUCGACCAGACCCAGACACCCUGGAUCUCGAGUGGAGAUCAGGGCUGGCAGGUCAUCUGAUACUGUCUGAUGAGGAUGUGACAUCUGUUGUUCAAGGAACUUGGAAACGCCUGAACACUCUUCAGCACUACAAGGUGCCUGAUGGAGCAACAGUAGCUCUGGUGCCACGACUGACCAAACAUAUCCAUAGAGAGAAUCAAGAUUACAUCCCAGGAGAGAAAACACCUAUGCUGGAGGAUGCAGAUGAAGGUGGGAUAAAACUUUGGCACCUGGUAAAACCAACAGAAGAGCCAGAGCUUCCCAAGCAUCGUCGUGGAAGCUUGAGAGAUCGGGAGCGAGCCAAGGCAAUCCCGGAGAUCUACCUGACACGUCUGCUCUCUAUGAAGGGCACUCUGCAGAAGUUUGUGGAUGACUUGUUCCAGGUGAUCCUCAGUACUAGCCGCCCUGUUCCCCUGGCAGUCAAAUACUUCUUUGAUCUGUUGGAUGAGCAAGCUUUACACUAUGGGAUUGCAGACCCUGAGACCAUCCAUAUCUGGAAGACAAACAGCCUCCCACUGCGGUUUUGGAUCAACAUCAUCAAGAAUCCCCAGUUUGUUUUUGAUGUGCAGACAUCAGAUAAUGUAGAUGCUGUGCUCCUGGUCAUUGCACAGACCUUCAUGGACUCCUGUACCAUUGCUGACCAUAAGCUAGGGCGGGACUCUCCGAUCAAUAAGCUGCUCUAUGCCCGGGACAUUCCUCGCUACAAGCAGAUGGUGGAAAGGUAUUAUGCAGACAUUCGCCAGACCAUCUCUGCCAGUGACCAGGAGAUGAACUCUGCCCUGGCUGAGCUAUCGCGGAAUUACUCAGGUGACCUCAAUUCCCUGGUGGCUCUGCAUGAAUUGUACAAAUACAUCAACAAGUACUAUGACCAGAUCAUUACUGCUUUGGAAGAAGACCCAACAGCACAGAAGAUGCAGCUUGGAUAUAGGCUACAACAGAUUGCAGCAGCUGUGGAGAAUAAAGUCACAGAUUUGUGACAGGUGCAGACAGACUGUUCUCCCCUGGCUGGACAGGGACAGUGCUCGUCCUAGCUGUGUGCAGGGUGUCCUGCUGUCAUUGGAACCAGACUCUCCAAGGAGCCAGCAAGUGACAUGAACGGGGUUGGCCAAGGCAGUACCAAGUACAAGCGUCCUUGCAUCUCAGAGAGUAUUUUUUUAAAGUUGUUCUUUUUUUCUUUUCAAAAAGCGAAACAAAUGAAUUUCAGUUUUCCUCUGACAGUCUCAGGGGACCAAGCAGCUCCUUCCUACAGUUAUCAGGAGAAUGUGCCAACCUUCUAAAUGCUGCUGUUGAAGAGCCAGGUGGCAGCACCAAGCACCGUGUCUGUGGAGUCCUUGGCCUUGCGUGAGUGCCCUUGCCCAGUGCUGGGAGGCUCCCCUACUGGCUGCUUAUUUUGAUGGGGAUACAGGAAGCUUUCCCCUGGUCUUACAGCUGCACUGACCUUCAUCUCCAUCUGGAUGAGUGAGCGCUCCUGCUCUGUUCCACCUGAGAAGCUUCUUUGCAGCAAUGUUUUCACUGGUUCUGGAUGUUGGAUGUAAGAAGGAGAGGGACCAAUGGCAAAGGUCCCUUGCUCCCAGUGUUCUGGUCUUAUUACUUGGGUGCAACGUCUGUUUGGAUGAGAUACGUUCACCAGCACGCAGGCUUGCCCAGGAGCCCACUGUAAAUGGGCCACCCCCCACCCUUCCCCUCAGGACAAAUGUAGUGUGUGAGGAGUCAGCUGUCUGGCUGGUCCCAAUCUCCACUGACCCAGCUCUGGAUCUGUCAGAAGUUCAGGGGUUGUCCUGCUCUUUGGAAAAGCACAACAAUGCCUUGUGCCACUUCCCCUUUCCUCUGGUAUCUGGUUGUUCUGCUGCUCUGAACUGGAUUUGUAAAUACCCUCAGAAGGAUAAUGUAUUUAAAUGCUAAAGGAGAAUGUUUAACUUUGUUGCUUUGAGACAAAGCUUUUCUUGGAGAAGCAUCUCUGUGCACUUCUACUGACAAACGUCUGUCAGCACUGGAGCAAAGUUUUCUCCACUGCUUUGUCUGCAGGGAUAACUUGUGGAUGUCUCCAUUGUAACAGCAGCUUGCUUUUCCCCACAGCUCAGUUUGAUGUUUAGCUGUGUGUUCCUGUUAGACUUGCCUUACACCUCAGUUUUGCCUCCCAAACUCUCCUGUUGUGGCACACAGAAGGGUGAUCUGGUGAGCUGUGAACUCAAGGGAGCCAUGAGGCACAACCACGUUCCUGAAGAGCAUCUGGUGUCCUGCAAACAGCAGUGACUGAUGCGAGGAAAGCAAGGCCAGAGCAGGUGUGCCAUUAGCCUUCAGCCAUAGCUGGGCAGCACCUCUGCUCCCUCCUGGAGAGCCGUCAGGAAGCCUCACAGCACUCUGCCCAUAGUGAUUGAAUUCCAGUUUUAAAGGGUAUCCUUCACUUUCUUAUCCCCCAUUGAGUCCAAGCUGAUGUCCUUCGUCUCUGAGGUAGAUCAGGUCUGACUCCUCUGACACUGCUGAUGGUGGUUGUGCAGGCCUGGAAGGACUAGAGCUAGAUCAGGGCAGGAUCACAUGCCUGCCUCUCUGCGUUGCACAUAGCUGCAUUUCCAGGCCUGUGAAUCAGCUGUGUGGCUUUGUGUGAGCACUGUGCAGUUGCAGGAUGUUUUCCUGAGCAAUAUAACCAGCUAAUGUUGGCAUCUCUUCCUGCAAAGCCAGUGCUUUCCCAUGAGCUCUCCUCCCAGCAGAAUUCCCAGGUACUUUGUGUGCUCAGAGUGCUGCUGUCCUGCUGUGCAGAGCAGCUGCUGAGCAGGCCCUGUCAAGAGCUCAGUGUCUGCCAGCCUCCUUUCCCAGAGAGCACCAGUUUGUGUCUGUCUCUCGCCUGACCGCCCCAUUCCAUGGAACUUGUGGGAACUUAGCUUCUCUGAAACCUCUGUCUCAACAGAACGUGGUAAAAUUAGUCCCUAAAAAGCCGGGUGGAAGAAAGGACUUGGCAGUGUCUGCCAGGAGCUGUGUGCUGUAGGCUGCUGCUGUUUUGUGGGAUUUCCCUCUGCUUUCCCUGAACGAGGUGGUGCAGGACUUGAUUCUGGAUUCCCCUCGAACGAGUAAGGGAGGGAGACUCAGGAGCGCUCCUAGGGAUCCAGGUCUCUCCUGCUCUGCACUGGCAGCUCUGUGUUCUGUUGUGUCUCUUCUGCUGUUACUUGCUGCGGUCAGAUGAGUUCUGUCCACACAGCCUGGCUCAGGCUGCCAGGGAAGCAGGCUCCACAUCCUCUUUACUUCUCAGUAGUGCUUCUGGAUGUUGGAGAUUAUUUACUUUCUCUAAGAAUAUCUGUGAAAGUCGGCUUUUAUCAAAGCAAUAAUCAAGGCAUAAGAGUAGAGCUAAACGUAAGUGAUUUCUUUAACAUCUCAAGUUUGUCCCUAUGUGGCUGACCAGGAGGCACUGCCUGGCGCAGGGGCAGUGAGUGGUGCCCAGCUCUCCCCACUGCUUGCCUUUGGAGUUGUAGGUAACAGUGUCCUGCUCACUGGGGGCAUGUGCUGCAGCUCCUUGCUGGGUGCUUAGGCUUGGCCCUGUUUCUCUCCGUCCACACCACGCUCCUGUGGUAAAAAGCAUUACUACAACAGGGUUCUGUUGCAUUGAAAUUUGCACAAAACAGCUUUUAUUAUAAAAUUCCCUAGUGCAGGGAAGACUUUAUUUAUUAUUUCUCAUAAUUCACGUUUCUUCCAGUCUCUGCCUGGUUUCUCAGCUUGUUGGGUGCGCUGGGGAUGGAAGGAGCCCCUCUGAUGCUCCUGCAGGCAGCAGAAUGGAGCUGUGGAGAAUGUAAGUGCUGUGAGGGGAUGUCACCAUGUCAAUCGUGUCCUCAGAAAGAUGAUGUUGAAUGGCAGGUUUGGGGUCUGCUUUGUACUGCGGUCAGAGAAAUACAUUUGAUUUCACCGUGGUCUGCAUGAAACGCUGAUAACUGAUCAGUAUUAAGCAUCAUGAGUGAGUUUGAGUGUCUCCUGUCAGUAAGGCUAGGAGUAGCCAGCACCCACACGAUGGAGGUGUGAGAGUGCUUGCCUUCAUCUGUUUGGUGGCAAACUGUAGGCUGUAUCUGGAAGCUUUUUUCUUUAGUAGAAAAGAUGGGUAAUUUCUUUUUAAAGAAAACAAGAGGGCUUUGAGAUCCUGCUGCCUUGGUGGAAUGCCAUUUCUUUUUCAGGGUAUGCCCCAGUUGCAGCAAGAUGCUGCUUUUUUGGUGCCUUUCUUGUCAGAGUGAUUGUUUUGGUUUCCAGAAUACCUAGCUUGUUCCUGUAGCCCUUCCUCCUGGUCUUGUCCAGGUAUUUGCCCUUUCCCAGCCAGGCAACUUGGUGUCUCUGUUACAGCACGAUCUGAUCUGCUUUUGUGCCAUGCCACACCUUGAGUUCUGCUCAGAGCACCUGAGGUACUGUCUUUCUCAAAUUGGAAUUAAUAAUUAAUAUAAAAAGCUUGAAAAAAAAUCUGAAUUUUGUUACAUAGUGUAAUAACUGUUUGUAGAUACUGUUCUGAGAUGUAGGAAUCUUUUGGUGAUAUAAGAGGUUUUGUCUGUAAAUAAUCAGUUUAGAGUUCAAAUGAUUUUAAUAAAGAGAAUUCUUACACAAUAAUUCAAUAAAUUUUAAUAUACAA
Molecule: messenger RNA, 10462 nt
Organism: Lagopus leucura (white-tailed ptarmigan)
Lineage: Eukaryota; Metazoa; Chordata; Aves; Galliformes; Phasianidae
Gene: PLXNB1
Product: plexin B1
Exons: 38
Coding region: 141-6842 (2233 amino acids)
Biological process (GO): regulation of cell migration; negative regulation of cell adhesion; positive regulation of axonogenesis
Cellular component (GO): semaphorin receptor complex
Molecular function (GO): semaphorin receptor activity; protein binding
Source: RefSeq, a predicted model, not a curated record